This is a messenger RNA of Phytophthora nicotianae INRA-310, 318 nucleotides long. RefSeq lists its product as hypothetical. The coding region runs from base 1 to 318 and encodes 105 amino acids. The transcript has 2 exons. NCBI's taxonomy places the organism in Eukaryota, Oomycota, Peronosporomycetes, Peronosporales, Peronosporaceae. The record is from RefSeq and is a predicted model, not a curated record.
AUGAACGUGGUGGAGUGCUUUUCGGGAAAUGAGAAGAUGGUACAUGAUGGGUGGACACUAUCCCGGUUUAGGGACAUUGUCGACCUGGAUAUGGAAAAUGUGGGAGUAGAUUGGGCCAGAGAGCGAUGGAUUGGGACGAAGGGUGCUGUGAUGAAGUCCGAUGUGACGACGCCACCUCACGCUGAUGCCUGGAUAAUUCGAUGGUAUAAGAGGAUGAACUUUGACGAUCCCGGACUUGGACAACUAGGCCAAGGAUCAGGGAAUGAAGCACGAGAGAACGUGGUGGACCCCAAUCAGAGCCAAGCGUCACGGAUCUAG